Molecule: messenger RNA, 2614 nt
Organism: Acanthochromis polyacanthus (spiny chromis)
Lineage: Eukaryota; Metazoa; Chordata; Actinopteri; Pomacentridae
Gene: atxn7l2b
Product: ataxin 7-like 2b
Exons: 9
Coding region: 33-2108 (691 amino acids)
Source: RefSeq, a predicted model, not a curated record
GCUUUGUGACGCGUGAACGCGCAAGAGCAGCAAUGGCCGCUUUGGAUCGGCGAAAUCCUAAUCUCGACGACUUUGUCGGAUUAAACUGGAGUUGUUGGGCAGACAGGGUGAAUAUUUCAUCGUCUGACGCUGGGUCCAGUGAUGAAGACAACAAGAAUGGGAUGAGCCGCUCAGAGACCAUGACCCUCAGGAAAGAAGAUAUGCAUACCUACGGCCACUGCCCGGCACAUGAUGACUUCUAUCUGGUGGUGUGCAGCCACUGUGGCCAGGUGGUGAAACCUCAAGCGUUUGAGAAGCACUGUGAAAGGUGGCACGGUGCUGUCGUGAAGAAGAGUCGCCAGACGUCUGCUGUGGCACCUCAGCAACGACCGCUCUCCGGCCGGGCUUCUGCUCGGGUUUCCUCUGGUACAGAAAAGCAGAAGGGUGGCAGAUGUCACGAGGGCAAUGCCGUGUCCUCAGCAGCAUCACCUGCCCACCAGCACAGACCUGCUAAAGCCCACCAGGACACAGCGAGUUUAUCUUCAGUGAAGUUCCCAGAGGAAAACCCUCCCCUCCAGCAUCACUCCUCCUCCUCUUCCAUGACUCGACCCAGCAUCCCUCCGUGGCACUCGGCUCCUCUGCCCCCUGGCGACGGUUCUUCUGCCACAUCUUCGUCGCACCGACCCUCCGUGCAGAAAUCUGCAGCCGGGCAGAACGCUGAAUCUCUGCGAGAAAUGAGAACCUACAGUCGGAUUUACAAAAACACCAACAAAAAAGAAUGUGAGCUGAACAAACCCUGCAGAGUUCUGGAUCCAGAGAGGAAGAAGCCGAACAGCCGGGAGCUCACAUGCAAUACUGAUUCCUUCAACCAGCAGCAGAAAACAUCAGCAAAGACUAAAACCACUGAUCAGUUGGCUGUGGAGAAGACCAAAGCCUCAGGAGGUCUUGAAGUGGAGCAGCUGCUUGACAAAUCAAAACACAAAGACAAACACCUGGACGCUUUUGAAGAGAAAAUAACAACUCAGGGCAGUAAAUACAACUUCAACAGCAACUGUCACAUUGUCAGGUCCAGGAAUCCAUCAGAGAGCUUUCUGGAACAGGAGGGCAACAACACUGUGGAGGUAGAGGUACAGCCUCCGUACCCUUUUAACCAGAGCCUGUUGUCAAGUGAGGACAGUGAAGAAGAAGCGCAGGAAGAAGCCACAGAGCUGCCUGCUACACCCUGGCAUCCCAAACCUCUCGGGCUAUGCACUUUUGGAUGUCGCACACUGGGCUGCAGCAUCUUCACAUUUGACCGGCGUUUGCACCGCCUGCGGUUCGCCCUCAGCGCCAUGUUGGAGCGUCAUGCCAGCGCACACUUGUGGAAGAAAAUGCCUCAAGUAUCAUCAGGUCUCAGGUCGCGUCAUGUCGCACCUCCAACCAUAGGAACCCCUGUCAGGGCUGGCGAUAGACCCUCCAAAUCCACUGUCUCUCUCUGCCUUGAGUCUACCUCACUGGGACAGCAGGAAACCAAAAGUAGUCAGCAGAACUCUCACAUUACCAAACCGCCUUAUUCCUCCACCUCUGCGAGCCUCGGGUCUGGUAGGCAGCGCAACCCCGCUGAGCGACCCAGCAAGGCUCAGCUGAAGGAGGUGGAGCUUAUGCAAGAUGCAAGUGCAGCACACAGAGCUGCCAAGCUGUUACACAGCGGUGAGGACAAAUCCUGCAGAUUCAUCAGGGAUCCCCCCCUCCACGAGAAGAGCCAGCCUCACGUCCCCUCCUCUCAAGGACCAGCCAGCAGUACUUUCUCACACGGGAAGAAGCCAUGUCCUCCUCUUCUCCUGAAGUCUGCAGAAAGACAGUUAUCAGUUUUAGAAAAGUGCUCCCCUCUGCCUGCACCGACAAACCGCUCUCCUCGCAGCAGAGCGAAGCCUCCAGCGGUUCAGCAGAAAGUCGGGAGCUUUGACCACAGGGGUCCGGCCCAGAAGCGCAAACGCAGCAGUGAGUCCCUGCCGCUCAGCUCCUCGCUAUCCAGAACCACCAAGUAUAAAUGUUUGUCCUCCCCUUCCCGUUCUGGCCUUGUUUCCUGGAAGGGAGAGAACAUCGAGGACGUGCUGACUUGGGGCUUGGAGAAAAGAUCAGAUCCUUAAAAGAACCUUUUGUGAAAUAGGCUGCACACCAUCAGUUUUAUUAUGAUGUGGAUUCAUUACCCCCAAAAAAAGACAUGAGUGGAAUGAACAUCUUGAUUUGAACUCAACUGUGAUUUGCUUUUGAACAACAGUAGUGACGAUUGUUUACGCUCAUCUUUGCAGCCAACAAAGAGGCCAGCCUUAAAAAGACCACGUGGAGAAAAGGCCCGCUGAAGGCUGCAGCUGCUGACAGGACAGUGUGAGUGUUUGAAUGUGUGUUUGUGUGUGUGCACGUCUCUUUGUCCGUGUUUAUUUAUCUACACUUUUUAUGCACAAGUGUCAGGAGCAAGUAUUUGUAUGCACAUUACUGUAUUUGUGUAUUAUUGCAAAAUUUUCUAUUUUUCUACAGGACUAAAUGUCUGAGUUGAAUAUCUGUGUAAGAACGUCAACAUACCUCAGUCUGCUCAUUAUGCUGCUAAUCUUAAGACAUUUCAUGGCAGAAUAAUUAAAAAUUCUUGAAUUUUCAA